CUCCUAGCAACGUUCCUUCUGUUGUUUUAGAACUCCAAGUUUUAUUUUACGUAUGUAAGACCCCCAAACAUGACUGCCUGGGUAGUUGAAACAAUCGGAAUAGACUAUGUCAGAGGCCGGAGUUGCCAAAAUUGUCAAGCGAUGAAUCCUUGAAGUUUCAGGCGACACCGUAUCCAUUGAAGAAAAAAGUAUUCAAACCCAACCACGAAGGGAGCCCGCUCUCAACAAACCAAGCUUGUGAUUACCAAGUGAAAAGUUUUCCACGUUUAUCGAUUUGCGCAUACCUUCAAUCCGGCCACGAUGACUUCAAAUUCCUCUUUUUUUUCUUCUCCGAUUAAUCUACCGAGGAAGCUGACCAAAGAUCUUGUACUAACAUACGUCUAGAAUGCCACCAAAGGUUCAACAAACCAAAGCUGCUAAGGCCGCCGCCGCCAUGGCCGGUGGUAAGAAGUCCAAGAAGAAGUGGUCCAAGGGUAAGGUGAAGGAUAAGGCUCAGCACCUUGUCAUCCUUGACCAGGAAAAGUACGACAGAAUCAUGAAGGAAGUCCCAACUUACAAGUACGUUUCCGUCUCUGUUCUUGUCGACAGACUUAAGAUCGGUGGUUCCGUCGCCAGAGUUGCUUUGCAGCAGUUGGAAAGAGAUGGGAUUAUCAAGCCAGUCUUGAAGCACUCCAAGCAGGCUAUCUACACCCGCGCUAUCGCCGAAUAAAUUAUUUAACUCUCAAGACC
Messenger RNA from Babjeviella inositovora NRRL Y-12698, 729 nucleotides. RefSeq names its product 40S ribosomal protein eS25 (gene RPS25B). Lineage: Eukaryota; Fungi; Ascomycota; Pichiomycetes; Serinales. Gene Ontology annotation, cellular component: cytosolic small ribosomal subunit. The transcript has a single exon. The coding region runs from base 386 to 709 and encodes 107 amino acids. The record is from RefSeq and is a predicted model, not a curated record. Gene Ontology annotation, molecular function: structural constituent of ribosome.